Messenger RNA from Balaenoptera acutorostrata (minke whale), 4077 nucleotides. RefSeq names its product eukaryotic translation initiation factor 2 subunit alpha (gene EIF2S1). The transcript has 8 exons. Gene Ontology annotation, molecular function: translation initiation factor activity; RNA binding; ribosome binding. NCBI's taxonomy places the organism in Eukaryota, Metazoa, Chordata, Mammalia, Artiodactyla, Balaenopteridae. The record is from RefSeq and is a predicted model, not a curated record. Bases 441 to 1388 code for a protein of 315 amino acids. Gene Ontology annotation, cellular component: eukaryotic translation initiation factor 2 complex; eukaryotic translation initiation factor 2B complex; multi-eIF complex.
GAACAGGGAAGAGUAUACUCCUUCUCGUCCUCCACUUUUCAUCUUUGGUCACAGCGCCACCCAUGGUUGACUAAAGCUUUCAGAGAGGAUUUAUUUUUCAGGGACAAGGAAUCAGAGUCCUCCCUCUUACCUGCACCUUGAAGGUUACUUAGCGAAAGCUAAAGACAGCGAGAAAACGUACUUUUCAGGUCCUCCUAAGGUCCACAUUCUUCUUUGUUCUCGGAGGACCUGGACUCUAUGGUCAGUGACGAAGAGGGGGGCCUCCAUCCUGUUGGCGCUUGCGUGCUGCGAGGUGGUUCCGCAUGCGCGGUGGGGUCGAGCGAAGCGCACGCUGAGGAGAGUCGGCGGUUGCUGCGGGUGGAUCAAGUCUGGUCUCUCCGAUUGAAGAGCGUGGCGCCGGACACCAGUGCGGGAUUCACACACAUACCUCAGAUUGCAGAAUGCCGGGUCUAAGUUGUAGAUUUUAUCAGCACAAAUUUCCUGAGGUGGAAGACGUAGUGAUGGUGAAUGUAAGGUCCAUUGCUGAAAUGGGAGCUUAUGUCAGCUUGCUGGAAUACAACAACAUCGAAGGCAUGAUUCUUCUGAGUGAGUUGUCCAGAAGGCGUAUCCGUUCUAUAAACAAACUCAUCCGAAUUGGCAGGAAUGAAUGUGUGGUUGUUAUCAGAGUGGACAAAGAAAAAGGAUAUAUUGAUUUGUCAAAAAGAAGAGUUUCUCCAGAGGAAGCAAUCAAAUGUGAAGAUAAAUUUACCAAAUCCAAAACUGUUUACAGCAUUCUUCGUCAUGUUGCUGAGGUCUUAGAAUAUACCAAGGACGAGCAGCUGGAAAGCCUGUUCCAGAGGACCGCUUGGGUCUUUGAUGACAAAUACAAGAGACCCGGAUACGGUGCCUAUGAUGCAUUUAAGCACGCAGUCUCAGACCCAUCUAUUUUGGAUGGCUUAGAUUUGAAUGAAGAUGAACGGGAAGUACUCAUUAACAAUAUUAAUAGGCGUUUGACCCCACAGGCUGUCAAAAUUCGAGCAGAUAUUGAAGUGGCUUGUUAUGGUUAUGAAGGCAUCGAUGCUGUAAAAGAAGCCCUGAGAGCAGGUUUGAAUUGUUCUACAGAAACCAUGCCCAUCAAGAUUAAUCUAAUAGCUCCUCCUCGGUAUGUAAUGACUACAACCACCCUGGAGAGAACAGAAGGCCUCUCUGUCCUCAACCAAGCUAUGGCUGUUAUAAAAGAAAAGAUUGAGGAAAAGAGGGGCGUCUUCAAUGUUCAAAUGGAGCCCAAAGUGGUCACAGAUACAGAUGAGACUGAACUUGCAAGGCAGCUGGAGAGGCUUGAGAGAGAAAAUGCUGAAGUGGAUGGAGAUGAUGAUGCGGAAGAAAUGGAAGCCAAAGCCGAAGAUUAACUUUGUGGGCAACAGAGUCCAGUUUAAGGAACACAAAGCAGCCUUCCUGGCUGUUAACCCUAGACUUGAAAGUUUUCCAGUAUUGAAAACUUCAAAGCUGAAUAUUUUUUAUUUCGAAGUAUUUAAAUGUUCCAACAGACCAAAACGUGAAAUGCCCUCCUAAAUGUCAGCUGUUUUCACACAGUAGCUCUGACACCUUGAGCAUUUUUUAAGGGAGUGGCCUGAUUUCACUAGAGACAAAUCUUUAAGAACAGUCAUAAAAUGGGGCGUGUGAUUUCCAUUUCUGAUGUCUCCAGAUUGGCACCCCUUUGUAGUUCAGUGCCUCCAUGAGAUUUACCAGGGGCACCCAAAGCAAAUAGUCCUAACCUUUCUAUAUAAAAUGUAUCAAGCAAACAUUAAAUAAAUUUCUGGGAUAUUUAACCAUAGGUUUCUUCCUUAUUGUCACCAGUUAAAAGCAUUAUGAUUACUAAGACCCUAAUUCUAUUAUCUUCAUUUUAUUUGAAAUGUAGUAAUAUAAAGGCAGGUGACCUAAAGGAUCAAUAUAGCAGAUCCUUUCAAAGGGAGGGUUUAGAGAACAUAAUUUUAAUUAGUGAAAGUUUACUCCUAGGGGGAAAAAGCCUUAAAAUGCAACUAAAGAAUUACAUUGGUUGUGUGCCUUUUACCUAUUUGAGACUGAUGACAACAUGUGGUAUGAAGGAGAAUUUAUCACACUGGUCCUUGUUGGUGUACUAAGCUGCUUGCCUUGAGUUUGUAAUUCAGGGUGGUAAAGGUUUUGGGGGUGUUUUUUUUGUUUUUUAAGAAAAAGAUGCUGCUUUUUAAAUUAAGUUAUUUGAGUCUCAUUGCCCAACUUUUGAUUUUUUUUUUUCUAGUAAAAUAUUUGCUAGGUGCCACCUAGAAGCUUCAGUUCUCUUCAUAACAGAGUAGGGAUCUGUUUGAACACAAUUACAAUGGUUUUUAUAUGUUUCCAUCAUUUUUUUCUUUAAGAGCUGAUUGUUUUAAAGGUAAAUAAAUAAUAUAUACAAAGGUAAAUAAAUUUCAUAGAUAACGUAUGGUUUGCAGUUACAGCUACAGUAGCCAGGGUGUAGAAAGUCUUAAGUUAACUUUGGUCUGCUUCAUAAAUUUAAUCUCUUAGGAUACUUGAGGCACUAGAUAAAUUAAUUUUACUAAUCAUUUCCAAGAAUAGCUUUUUAAAUACUUAGAUUAAACCUAACCCACCUUAGUCAAUCCAGGACUAGACUUACCUCAGUGUUAAAGGGAAUGGAAAAUAGAAGAGUGUGUUGGUGAGCCAUUUGAGCCAUUUUUGAAGGUUUGUCCCUUUGUUUAAUUUAGCAGCCUCUACGAGCUCUUUAAAUCCAGAAGUCUAAUUUCAUAUAACCGUUUCCACGAGGGAGCCAUGAUUGCUGGCUUGCAUACUGGGAAUAUUUACAGGAGAAUCUGGCACAUAAUUUUCACUUCAGUCUUUCUGAGGAGUCAAAAAAAAGUCUAUAAAGCUCACAGCAUCAAGAAUGUUAUCAAACUGUAACAGGUGCUCCUUAAAUGUUUGCUGUAAGCAGAGGAAUUGAAUUUUGACUUUGUUUACUGAAUUUUUUUUUUAAUACUUCAAAAGCCAUAACUGUCGAGAAAUACCGGUGGCAUCAGUGGUGAGUGAUUUUAUCCCAUGCAGGCCUUUUGCUCAGUUUCACAACAGUUUUGCAAAUUUAUGACCCUUAUGAGAAAAAAGAUCAAUACCUCACUGAUCAUGAAGGAGAGAACUAACUAAACUUACCCUGGUGACCUAAAAGUAUCACUUUCAAAUAUGAGAACAAGAUCACACCCAGCUCCAAAUAACUUGAACAGAUUGACAAAGACAAUUGACCAGUUUAUCCAAAUGGAUCUCUCCCCACAAAGACUCUUCAUUAAAAAUUGACAAUUUCAUCUACUCCCCAUGCUGCCUUUGAGGUCAAGUGGUUAUCGACUCAUAACUGAAAAUAGUUUGAGUCUCCAUUAGGCAUAAUUAGUUGAAAAUUUUAAAUGGCCGGGAAAAAUAUGAAUGCAAACCAUUUUUCAUGUUUUCUAGUAAAACAAGACAAGCCAUUACUUACGUGGAUAAUGCUCACUUAGUGGAAACCUACAGAGACGUGCUAAGCAGUACAGUUACUACUCAGCUGCCGUACUUGACCUAGCUACUUUUACAUCAAGAACAGUGUAAAUGGUUCAGGAUUUUAAAAAAUUCAAGUGCUAGUACUCUUGGCAAGAGUUGACCCCUGAUUUGCCUCAUGGUGAUAGUCAACUACUUUUCAACACAUGAUACUGAUACCAUACAGAGUGGGGUGUAAUUGUGCCAAUUUAGAGUCAAGAAGCCAUCAAACCAAAUGCAGUUUAAUUCAGGUAAACACCUGUUGAUAACAAGAAGCAAUAAAGAAACUAAUUCCAAGGACAUAGACCUUGGUGAAAUGCCAAAUGGAAAAUGGUGCUUUAAAAGGCAGUCUCUUAGAAUGUAAGGAAUAAAGUAAAACCUCAGAUCAGGUAUUCUAGACAAGAGGAGACAGUUCAAACUAUUGAAGAGAAUGAAUUUUUACUUAAGCACUUUGGAAGUAUCCACUCCCCUUAAAUGUAAGUUACGUAUCUAUUCAUUAAAGGAAGCCGAAGCACUUGUACUUGGCAGAUUACUGUAUUAAACUUGAAAGUAAUAAAAAUGUUUUUAAAGAUA